CCCAGGCUCAGAAAAUUACAUUCUGUUUCACCGUAUUAUAAAACGACAGACAUCAUUGCCUUUUUCCCACGCAGUCCGAUCUCUGCCAUUGCCAAACAUCCUUGCUAACUCUCUCUCCUCCGGCUAUUUCACUUGCGAUUCAGAGCUCCAAACCCAAUUUUCCAAUGGCUACCAGAUACUGGUCGGUGUCUCUUCCAGUUCGAACCUCCGCUUCUUCACUAUGGAAUCGUUUACAGGACGCCAUUUCUAAGCAUUCCUUCGACACUCCUCUCUACAGGUUCAAUAUCCCUAAUCUCCGUGUAGGAACCCUAGAUUCCCUAUUAUCCCUCAGCGAUGACCUUCAGAAGUCAAACAGCUUCGUCGAAGGAGUGACGCACAAGAUCAGGCGCCAGAUCGAGGAUUUAGAGAAGGCAUCGGGCGUGGAGACAAGUGCACUUACGGUGGAUGGAGUACCAGUUGAUUCCUACCUCACCAGAUUUGUUUGGGACGAAGCCAAGUUUCCCACGAUGUCACCUCUGAGGGAGAUCGUGGAUAGUAUUCAUCAUCAAGUAUCAAAGAUCGAGGAUGAUCUUAAGGUUCGCAUUGCUGAGUAUAAUAAUGUGCGCAGUCAGCUCAAUGCUAUUAAUCGAAAGCAAAGUGGAAGCCUAGCUGUUCGUGAUCUUUCCAACCUAGUAAAGCCAGAGGACAUUAUUGCCUCAGAACAUUUAGUGACACUUCUUGCAAUUGUUCCCAAGUAUUCUCAGAAGGACUGGUUGUCAACUUAUGAAACAUUGACUAGCUAUGUGGUCCCCAGGUCAUCCAAGAAGCUGCAUGAAGACAAUGAGUAUGCUCUAUACACUGUAACCCUGUUUCACCGUGUUGCUGACAAUUUUAGAACAAAUGCACGUGAAAGAGGAUUUCAAAUUCGUGAUUUUGAAUAUAGUUCAGAAGCACAGGAAAGUAGGAAGGAAGAGUUGGAAAAAUUGAUGCGAGACCAGGAAACAUUUAGGAGCACUCUUUUGCAAUGGUGCUAUACCAGUUAUGGGGAGGUUUUCAGCUCCUGGAUGCAUUUUUGUGCUGUACGUGUCUUUGCAGAGAGUAUCCUUAGAUAUGGCUUGCCACCAUCCUUCUUGGCAUGUGUGUUAGCUCCAUCCGUUAAAAGUGAGAAGAAAGUGCGAUCAAUUCUUGAAGGGCUAUGUGACAGCACAAACAGCGCAUUUUGGAAAUCUGAGGAUGACGCAGGAGGGAUGGCUGGUCUAGGAGGUGACGCUGAUGCCCACCCAUAUGUCUGCUUCACAAUUAAUCUUGUUUGAUCAAGACUGGGUUCCAGCUCCCUGUUCAUUUCAAAUCCUAUGGGGUAGGAUUCUCUCACCAUUACUAUUGCAAUGGGCAUGCACUAAAAAUGCUGUAUAUUACCAUCAACUACCCCAUUCUUUGGUGGUUUAUUUGUAUUUGCAGGGCAGAAGCUUGGGGGCUGGAGGUGGUUAUGUUUAUUUAGGGUUUAUGUAAUUUACGAGCCGAGAGAAGAUAAAUUUACGGUUAAAGAUUCUAUGAGUUGUUUCAUGAGUUUGAAAACCUGGAGAUGUAAGUCUCUGACUGUUGGUGGUUCGUGCCUCUUUUCCAUCUAGAGCUUCAAGCUUGGGAGGUCUGGUCUGAGAUCAGGCCAGUGCAUGCCUUUGUUCAGGAUGCCCCCAGGGUACUUGCUUUAAUAGAUUGGAUUGGGCCAGGAUUAAAUUGGGUUGACCAACAAUGAUAAUUAAUUAUUGAUUCAUAUAGUCAUGGUUAUCCUUCCUGAAGGAACAAGAUUUUGUUCAAUUGGAGAUAAAUAUCUGAUGUAUGUGGUAUGUGACUCUUUUUACUCCAUUAUACAACAUAGAUAAAGAUUUCACAAAA
This is a messenger RNA of Vitis vinifera (wine grape), 1872 nucleotides long. Its product is annotated as V-type proton ATPase subunit C. The record is from RefSeq and is a predicted model, not a curated record. The transcript has 11 exons. Lineage: Eukaryota; Viridiplantae; Streptophyta; Magnoliopsida; Vitales; Vitaceae. Gene Ontology annotation, molecular function: proton-transporting ATPase activity, rotational mechanism. The coding region runs from base 165 to 1292 and encodes 375 amino acids. Gene Ontology annotation, biological process: proton transmembrane transport. Gene Ontology annotation, cellular component: vacuolar proton-transporting V-type ATPase, V1 domain.